UAAUAUUGAUGUUGCAUUUUAAAUAAAUAAACAAAAAUACUUCAUUAAUAUAUGAUAUGUACAAUAUCAUCAAACAAAUUUCAACAAAUAUAAAUUUUCAAAAUAGAAAUUAUAUACAUAAAAUUGAUAUUAGAUAUAUAUCUUUAUAACAUAUUUUAUAUUUUAAAUAUUAAUUUAAAAAUAUAAAUAUAUCUACACAGAUCUACGGAUUAAUAUCUUGUUCAUUAAAUUAAAUGAGAUAACCACAUAGGAGAAUCCAAAGUAAAACACGAAAGCGCCAUGACGUUAUUCACGAUGUAUGGUUAUGUGCAAAUUAUUACUGUGAUUUUAAAAUGUUUAUCUUUAGACGUGUUUAACUUAUAUUAUGAUCUCAAGUAGUUAUACGUAUAUUUUGUUCAAAAUGUACGUAUACGUAUAACACGAAUUCAUAGAUAAAACGUAUUAAGAAUUAAUGGCACACAUGAUGAGGUUGACUAUUAUGUAUUUUUGUGAAUCAUGUAAUUUUUUAUUUUAUUUUAUCGUCGUCACAAAAGGACGAAGAGAUUAGCGAUGAUAAGAUAUUUAUAAGCAGUUACAAGCAAAUUAAAGAAAAUAAUCCCGUUGAUAGUUUUUUUUUUUUUUUUUAAUCUACUCUUUCUCAUUAUAUAACUUUUCCAAAAUAUUUUUACAUCACAAAAAAACGUAAUGAAAGGUAAAGAAAGAGCAUAAGAAGAAAAAAUGAUGAUUUAAAAUGAUAGAAAGAACAUAAGAGAAGAUGCCUUCAAUGAUUUUAGAGAAAAAGAGCUAUGGCUGGAAGUAUUGGAACCAAAUGAUAGUUGAAUCAACGUAAUGAAUUUUUAAAGUAAGCGCCUACAAAGAGAGUAUUUAUUGUGUUACGUGUGCAACUAUUUUACAUAUAAUCAAUACAUCCAAGUCCUUGAUUUUUUUUCCAACAUGAUUUGCACUUGUUCCAUUUGAUUUGAAUUAAUCUAAUAAAUAUUUAAAUAAAAUGGGUCCUAAUAUCUGUAAAUUUAAGAAAAAUAUCACUCAUCUGCUUACGAGUCUCGUGUUACUUGAAAGCUUACCCUUCAACUAAUACGAGAAAAUAAAUUGAUAAAAAGUAGGAGAAUGACAGAUUAACAGUGCUUAAUUAGGUUUUUAAUAUCCAAUUAACAAAACGAUAUAGCAUCUUACAGUUGUCAGAAAGUUGAGGAAAACGUGAACUACCAAAAAUAAAUUAAUCCAGAUUCGUUUGACAUCGUAACCUGACAUUCUCACUUCUCACAGUGCUAUUGAAUUUUACUAUUUGAUUUUUUUUUAUCAAAUUACUAUUUGAAUUCAUUAUUGACUAUUUUGACUACAUAUAUAGCUUCAAUUGCUCCAGUCAUACCACAAUGUUCACAUAUCACAUUCAUACUAAUUUUCGUAUCAACUACCAAAAUCUAAAAUUUAAGGGAAUCAGUUAAAAGAUAUCAGUUAAGUAGUAGUAUAGGCAUGAGCGGAUAUCCGAAAAAAAUCUCACUAUUUGUGAUCCGAUUCGUCUUAUACAAAUGUUUAAGUUUUUGAUCUGCUUCGAUUCGUAAGAUUUUAAGUAUUCGUAAAUUUAAAUAUUUGUGACUAUUUCAAUUACUCGCGGAUUAUCCGCUCCGUUUCGUAAAUGAUUAGAAUAAAAAUUAAUAAUUAUUACAUAAUAAAAAGUCCAAAAUAAUAUAAAAUAAUAAUAUAAAAAUACAAAAUAAAAAUAUUUUUUACUUUUAAAAAAUUUAAUAACUAAAAACUUAAUUUAAUAAAAAAUUUAUAAAUUUUACAUAAAAUAUAAUAAUUAUAUAAUUUGUAUAUAUAAUUUUUUAAAUAUAUGUACGGAUCAGAUAUCUGUUCCUAAACUUUUAGUAUUUGUGAUUUGUUUCAUCUCUUACAAAUAUUGCAUAUCAGUAUUUGUUUUUAUUCGUAGAGUUACAGAUAUCCAGAUUUUCUGGUUCGGAUCGAAACGAAUAACGAAUCGAAUCAAAAUUUACUGUUAUUUUGUCUAAUCCUAGUAUCAGUAUGUAUACAGUUUAGGCGAUAUGUCCUCCUUCAUGGCUAUGCACAAAAAGGCGUGAAAAAGAGCUUAGAAACGCCCUUUAUAAAGCUAAAGUUAAACUAGCCGAGAAUAUUGUUUUAGACUUCUAGUACAACGCUAUAGAAGCUUUAUUCUCAGCUAAAUCUCAUUUACAUGCGAUUCUUUAUCAAUUAGUGCUUCGUACCUUUAUACUAUUUUUUUUUACACAACUAUUUUAGUUAUAAAACAAUCAGAGACGGCUUAAGUAGAAGGAGUUCCAUGUGCGCCCGGUGGGAUUUAUUUAAUUUUAACGGCCGAUCGACUAAUUUGUGGUCUGAUGGUUUUAGGCUCACACCAUCCUUACACAAGGUCAAAGGUUCAAGGCUUGAUCACAACACUUUAUUUUUGUUGUUAAUAAACUCUUAACUGGUCCCCAAAACAAUAUUUUGUUUUCAUCCCUUUUUAUAUCUAGACUCGCUUUGAGAGAACAAUAUAUUAAAUAUAUAUUUUCUAAGUAAAUAACCUAUCAGAUAGUUUUUUUAAGAAAAUAAGUGAAAAGUAAAUUCAAAAACACUUUUUGUAUUUUUUUUAUAUAGAUUUUAGUUUCUUCCCACAUUUAAUACAGUGAGUUUAAAUGUUUGAAAGAUAAAUUAAACAAUUUUUUACAUGUUUAAAAAAAAAUUGUUCUGAAAUGAAUAUUGUCAAUUUUGUAAUAGUUAAAAAGAUAUAUGGUGAGACUUGAUGUUAAUUUGCUAGAGAUAUCAUGGUAGACCAAAAGCCUAAAGAUUAAAUCUAAAGAUAUGUAAUAUGUAACUUUGUGAGGUAAACAUUAUAAAAUCCUUAAAAUAUAUUAACUUAGUUGAUAAAUUUACCAUCGGAAAAUGUCAUGGUGAAGCCAAGGACAUGACAUGAGAUUUGGUAGUGAUCAUUGGUAUAAUGAUAUCACAUGUUUAGUCAUCACAAACUUUUUCAAUAACGGUAUAAAUACGAAAAUUGCUCAGAACAUAACCACAUUUGGAAUUUCAUACUUAGAAUUAUCUAGUCGUCAUGGAGUUGAAAGUGAUUUGAUCAAAUAACCAAUGACAUCUCUUAAUGGAUACAAACACACCCAUAUAUGUAGCUAAAUAUAUGAUUAGGUUAACCAACUUAUAUAAGAAAUUAAUAUUAGUUAGCAAAAAAAACUUAUAUAAGAAUAUAUAAGUUUAUCUAAAAUAUUCAACACGGUUGGAUCGGCUAGGUUGACAUGCUCUUUGCGUCGGUAGUUACUUGACUGUGUUUUACCGUACCGUAACUAACUGUACCAUCGGCGAUAACAUUUACAUAUAAACAAACUAGUUUUAUUUAUAACAGGCUAAACCAAAAUAAUUAACCUGGUCUAAAAUAAAAUUCCAAAACAGACAAAAUAAAACCGAAAAGUAUUUUAAUUGAAAUAUAAUUCGUUUAUUUACUUUUGCAGAUGAAUUUUGGUAAAUUGGUCAUUUCCAAAGAAAACGAAACCAAAAAGAACUCUUAAGUUUAUCAAGAUUUAUUAAUCUGAAUAAAGCUAAUGAAAAGAUAGAACUAAAACAGAAGCAAACUUCAAUCCAAAGUUACCACUUCGAUAUGUUUGUAUCUUUAUUCCAAAAAUAUAAACAAAAUGGAAGCAAACCUAAAUCCAAAAGCUGUCAUAUUUUCUUUGCAGGUUUCACCAAAAAAGAAGUAUCAGAAAAUUGGACAACAUGACCAACUAACUAUGUGUCUAUAUAUAGAAUUGGUAUAUUUUCUUGUUUAUAAGCAAAAGAGACACAUGCUUAACUAUAUGGACGUGUGGUGUCUAUGACACGAGGUCUAGAGUUACAUUUUUGUGUCUUAUUGUGCAUCGAACUUAUACGAAAAAAUAAACUAAAUUUUAAUAUUUCACCGUUCUAAUCAACGAAAUUAAAAUUUAAAAUUCUCAACUAACCUAUUAAAAAUGCGCAUUGGUGACACAAAUUUUCAAAUUAAUUAACCUUAAAAAAAUCACCGUACUUAAUUCAAAACUAGUUGUUACAAAUGCCAUCAAAAUUAAUAUUGAUAAUACUUAAUAAACACAUAUGUUAAAUAUAUUUGAACAUGAAAUGAGAAUGUAUAUUUUAUCUGAAUCAACCAACUCUGUAGACCUAAUAGCAUCCAACCCAAGAAGAAUCGGUCUAUCAUUCUCCCUAAUGAUUUGGACUGAUCCGGCCCGUUUAAAUACGAUAAUGUUUGAUAUUGUAUAGUAGUAACAAUCUUGGGCUUCGUGUUGUUCGUUUUAAACUUUUUCGAGUAACCCAACAAUUGCGUAUGUGAACCGAAGAUAAUUUAUGCUCAACUAUCAUGAUCGACUAUGAAAUUUUAAAUUCAUAAAAAAAUUAUUUCGAAAUUAAAAAAAAAAUCAUCAUAUCCCACGAUCUCAUUAGUUUAUUUUGUUUUUGAUACCAUCAAGAACAUUAAUCUUUUAAAGAAAUUACUCUAGAUAAAGUUAAAUCUUCUUCAUUACCAUGUACCAAAUAUAUUAAAAAGCUAAAAAUCUCUAACCGAAUCUUCCAAAUUUCAUCAUAUAUUCAUAUCCCACGAUCUCAUUAGUUUAUUUUGUUUUUCAUACCAUCAAGAACAUUAAUCUUUAUAGAAAUUACUCUAUAUAAAGUUAAAUCUUCUUCAUUACCAUGUACCAAAUAUAUUAAAAAGGCUAAAAUCUCCAACCAACCAUUUUCCACAACUUCCACAAAUGAAAAAUAUGAAAAACUUUGAUUAACUAAAAUUUAAAGAGCGUCAAAAAUCUCCAACUGUCAACCACGUGAGGUGCACAUGCGUUGACGACCGUGAGUAGAAGACUCUCUUCGUCAAGCGGACAAGCACUUACAGCACAUGCACACACACAAGCCUCCUUUCUAAUUUGGUCCCCUUUCACUAAUUUAAUUCAUUUCAACUUUACGAUCCCUAACUACAUUUAGUAACUCUCUUACAUUAUUUUAUCAACCAAUGAACUAGUCAUAACCUCUCUUUCUCUUUCUUUCUUAAAGACUCUCCUCAAGAUUUUCCCCUAACUAUCAUAUUAACUUUUAUAGGGUUUAUCUUUUCAGGCAAAAACAAAUUAUGUACCGUCGUUCCUCCUCCAAGUCAACCGCUCCAGACGGCGGCGACGCCGAAAACAAUCCAUAUGAUGAAACUUCAGGUGGUUUCUCCUCCCUCGGUUCUCAAACUCACCAUAAUCUUCCACCUCCGCCGCGCCAGCAGCACAAUCCCAACGUCGUUGGGUUCGGUCAUCACUUGUCAGGCGAACCAUCUACCAUCGGACAUUCCGGCGCUUCUUCCUCUUCCUCUUCUUUGUUCCGACACAGAAGCUCUCCGGCUGGAUUCUAUGACCAACUUCUUCCCACUGAACCCAACGGUUUUUCCCUAGGGCAGCCAAACGGAGGAUACGGCGGAGGAAGAGGAGAAGAGCGAGGGCUAUCUAGGUUGAAGUCGGAGCAGAGAUUCUCAGGCGGGAGUAGUAGUAAUUAUCAAGAACAUAACUCUCUACCUAGAAUCUCGGAGGUACACGCGGCUGCGGCGGCUAUAAACAGUGCCACGUCGACGAGUAUGAGUUUUGGAAAUGAUAGUAACAUUUGGGACAGGUCGUCUUCUCAAAUCAGUUUCACCAUUGAUGAACCUGGAAAACGGUCCAAGACCACCGACUUUUUCACCUUAGAAACUCAGUUUAGCAUGCCACAAACGUCUCUGGAAAUGGCAAGAAUGGAGAGUCUGAUGAACAUCCCAGAGGGUUCGGUGCCCUGUAGGGUUAGGGCCAAGCGUGGAUGUGCGACUCACCCGCGUAGUAUAGCUGAAAGGGAUAGAAGAACGAGAAUAAGCGGGAAGCUGAAGAAGCUACAAGAACUGGUGCCUAAUAUAGACAAUCAAACGAGCUAUGCAGAAAUGUUGGAUUUGGCUGCUGAGCAUAUCAAAGGUCUUCAACACCAAGUAGAGUCACUAGAAAAGGGGAUGGAGGGAUGCACUUGUGGGGCGUGCAAGAAGCGAUGAUGAAAGAAUGAUAUGUUUCUAAAGAUGAUCGAAGAAAGUAUAGAAGAAAAAGAGACGAAGGAAUCAAUUCAAAGACAACAAACACAAUAAAAAAGAUUUUGAUUAUAUAACUUAAGCAUACUCAUUAUAAAUUCAGAACCGGUUGCAAGUUGAGUUCUUAUCUCUCUCGAAUCUCAAUAUAUUAUUUUAUAAGCCAAUCAGGAGUACAAUUGUCUAACACAUCAAUAAUAGAGAAAUUAAGACGAGGCAAAUUCUGCCAACACUAGAACAAAUUGGCUGGCCUGCCAAGCUUUAAAGUAGAAGGAAGGUUGAAGAAAGAUUCUGUAGUUUUAUACCUAGAUAAAAUACUUGUAAACAGAUCGUCAUCAUUAAAGAUAAAGAUGAGAAGCUGGUGGAGAGUGCUAUCGAACAUAUAGAAUCACUAUCCGAACGUAUUUCAGAGUCUGGAUAAUUUUGUUAACUCUCGUAUGUUUAGCUUUCAGGCCAUCACAAGCAUGAAAUACAACUUGAAGGCAUUCCAGGUAAUGAAUGCUUCGGUCUUGCCUUGUUGAACUUUGUAUCCAGACUCUGUAAGGGGAGACACUGAUGGCCUAGCUAGUCUCAUGGUUCUUGGUGUAUAUAUUUUUAUCUUUUGUAUGUCUCUAACUUGUUCUUCUUGUGUUAUAUACAUCAUAAAUGAUUCAAGGUGGCUACUUGAGAUAGAGGCUUGAAUUGAAGGAAAAUUAAAAUAGAUAUUUACAUAUAGAUUAUUGACAAAUUUUAAAUAUUAUAUAUAAUUUUAAACAAUCUUUCACAGUUGAAAAACAAAUUCUCAAGUAUCUUAAUGUUUCAAAUCUAUUCAAAUUUCAAUUUUCUUUAUAUUUAUUUGAACAAUAAAUAAUUAUUUUAGAUUUUUAAUCAUCUUUUUCAUAACCAUUAUAUUAAAUUAUUCAAAAUACUUGAAAAUAAUUAUUAUAAAAAUCUUAUCAAAACACCUAUAACCUAAAGAAAAGUCGAUAUCUUCAAAAUACACCUAAAUUCCCAUCAAAUCUAAAAACUUAUAAAAUUUUCUAAACCUCUAAUCCAAUAAGUAUUUUUAUUGCAAUAAAAAUGCAUAUAGAUUUCGUGAAUUCUCUUUUCUUCUUAUAUUUACAUUUUUUUUUCUCCCGAUAACUAUAAGUACAUCCACGUGUACUUGUCCCGCAGUCGGCCUCCUUGACGUGUGGGUCGAGUCAUCGUUUCACCGGUCUAGUGUUUGGACCGCCGGCCCGUGUAAUGGUUUCGUUUGUAGUUUUUUGCUUGUGGGCCUUGGUCAUUCGUUUAUGUAUUUGGGCUUUUGGCUGUGUACUCUGGGCUUGGCCUAUUCUAUUUAUUAAAAAUCAACCAGUUGGAAAAAAAAAACUAUAAGUACAUUUUACUUUUUUUUUUUUGUAACACUAAGUACAUCUUCCUAAAUCCUAAAGCCCACUAACCGAAUUAUUUCUUGCGUCCAUGGGAUCAUCCUCAAGCACGGUAAUCUUCUUCUCCUUAAUUAUGGCCUUCUUCUUACUUCCUCCGCUCCUGUUUCUUGUACAGAUCUGAAGUAACUUUUGUUUGCUAUAUGUUCGAACUUAACUUUUUGUGUAUUAUGAUUUGACUUUCAACAACAGCCACCAAGACCUUCUGUUGACAAUCUCGUAUACAAUUGUCAAAGAUUAGAUAUGUAAGUAUAACACACCUUUAGUUACUAUUGAAAGUUUUCCGUUUACCACUAUUGUUAUCCUCCAGAGAGGAGUUCUUCAAAGAAGUUGGCCAAGUUCUUAAUGUUUUUUUUUACUAAAUUGUAAAUAUCAUAUAAAUGAAAAAAAAUUUUACACAAGCAAGAUUUUAAGUUUGACACAUCUUGGCAAAAAGAAAGAACAAACAAGAUGGAUCAACAACAUCCAAUUCAAUGGACACCAUAAGCACUUAUCCUAACCAUAGAACCAUAAAUGAGCUGAAAAGCUUGUUCGAUCUCCUAGAGGAAAUAAUAUUCCGCAUCUUCCUGUGGAUGGCUCUGAAGACAUUAGUAGCUGGCAGAGAAACAUUGUUGUGGAUCAUAUUAUUUCUCUCUUUCCAAAGGUGAAAGACUACAGCUUGAAAAGCCAACUUCCUAAGCAGAAGAUUCCUCCUUAGGACAAGGAGGAACCUUGUAGAACACGAUGGCCGUUUCUGUGAAUUUGCCUAUGUUGAGUUUGCUUCGAUCCAAGAAGCAGACAAGGUUAGACUACUUUUUUUUUGCUAUUCCUCUGAAAGUUUAGAAUUUCAUACGAAUAAAUUUGCAAUACCAAAAAUAACAUUAUUUAAUAUCAUAAUUUCAAAAAGUUAAAUUUAUUUUAGUAUUAUUUUUAAUUAUUAUUUUUAAAUGUAAAACAAUUUAAAAGUAGUAUUGAAAACACACAACUUCUAUUACUGUGAAACUAAUAAAAUCUAAAAAAAAAACUUUUGAGGGAGUAUAUGAGUUUAUGAAAGCACAUUUCAUUUGACAAGUAAAGAUUUCUGAUUAAAUUGUUUUCUACUUUUAAGGCGAUGGCCUUUAACGGUUGAUCUUUGCUAGGUCGUGAGAUUCGUCUUCAACUCCACAAAGCAGGCACACUUUGAUGUUUUUUUCCAGUGUCUAUGUUAGGAUAUUAUAUGUUGAUAAUCUCGUAUGACUUUCAGCAAUAUCCAUCACAAACCCCUCGUCUUGUUCGCGCUCCAUCAUAAAUAAUAUAUGUUGAUAAUCUCGUAUACUAUUGUAAAAGAUCAAAUUGGAAGUAUAACACACCUUUUGUUAUUAUUUUUUUGUAAGUUUUCCAUUGAUCUUACUAUUUAAUUAUCCUCUCCAGCGAGGACUUCUUCAAAGAAGCUGGCCAAGUUGUUAAUGUUACAAUGAUUAUGGGACGCGAUGGCCAGACUGGCCAGUUCGAUGAAUUUGCCUACGUUGAGUUUUCUUCGAUUGAAGAAGCAGACAAGGUUAGUUUCCUAUAUGAAUUUUGAUGAAAGCACAUUUCAUUUUACAAUGUAAACUAUAGUUUGCUGAUUACAUCUUUUUCUACUUUUUAAAAGGCCAAGUCCUUUCACGGCAGAUAUUUGCUCGGUCGUGAGGUUCAUACCUGACUCCACUAAGCAGGUAAAUAAAUGUCUUUGUGGUUUCUUUGUUUAACGAUACUCUUGUCUUGUUUGAUACCUGAUAUUAACUCCUUUUUUCCUGUAGUGGCUCUCAUGGUUACUUUUCAAACGGAGAAUCAAUCAAGAAUAAUUCAUUAAGUGUUUUUCUUUUUCUUUCUAUCUUCUUCUUGACUUAUAAGUUCCAACUGUUUGUUCUUUUUAGAAUAAUUUUAUUGGGGAUUUUUUUUUUAAAUCUAAGGGACAACAUACACUUAUCUGGAAAGCAAAUUAAUUUUAGGAUACCCAAAAAGUUGAUUGGGAUCUACUAUAGAAACAACACUAAAGUAGAUCUUAUAAAAGUUGAUUAAUAAGAAGCUAAGCUGUUCAGAAGCUGAUGCUGGUUAUUGUUGUUCAUAGUCGAGAUCCGGAGAUCGGACGAUCUCGCUCUUCUGGUCGUUUCUUUCAACGUUAUUACCUAUCAAAGGUCAAAGUUUUGGAUUGCAAAACGGUUAGUUUAAUAUAGAUUUGUUAAACCGUUAGAGUAACCAAUAACCAAACCAAAUUGGUCAAAUUUACUUGACUUAACCGGAUCCAAUUGGUAGUAGUAAAUGGCAUUAUGUUUUGUCACUAAACUUGCGAGACGAUAAAAUAUUAUACCAUUUGAUCUAAUAUUAUGAUGUGUUGUGAUUCGUCAUCUGAGCUAGUAUUUAACAGAGAUGCAAAAUGAUUGUCGACAUUAUGGUCCGAUUGUUUGAGACUUGUAUUUUGCUGUCAAGGUUUUUUAGUUUGAAAUUUAUAGUUUUACUGUUAAAAUGUUGAAUGUGGCUUUAGAAAUACUAAAAAUUACAGAAUUGUAGUUUUAAGAAAAACAAACGACCUAAAAUGGCAAUCUUUGGGGGUGGAUGCAGUAGUGGAUGUUGGAGGAACAUUCACAUCAUUAGUGUAGACAAAGAUGAACAUAACGUAGAUGUAGUAGUGGAUGUAAUAGCAAAGAUGAACAUAAUUGAGAGUGAAGUAGUUGAGGAGAAAUGUGCAAUCUUUGUUGUUAUUGUUGUUUUGAGCUAUGGCUAUCGCGUAGUCUCUUUACAAGACCCACAACUAUCUGAGACAACUUUUCCUCUUCUUUCCUACCUUUUUCCCAUUUGUCCUUUAAUUUACACUCUAGAUUUAUAUUCUUCAAAAGAAUAUAUAUCUUCUCUAUUAAAAGAGUUGUAAUUACUUUUUA
Brassica rapa (field mustard) is the source of this 10346-nucleotide messenger RNA. Its product is annotated as transcription factor bHLH129. The record is from RefSeq and is a predicted model, not a curated record. Gene Ontology annotation, biological process: regulation of transcription by RNA polymerase II. Gene Ontology annotation, cellular component: nucleus. Gene Ontology annotation, molecular function: DNA-binding transcription factor activity, RNA polymerase II-specific; RNA polymerase II cis-regulatory region sequence-specific DNA binding; protein dimerization activity. NCBI's taxonomy places the organism in Eukaryota, Viridiplantae, Streptophyta, Magnoliopsida, Brassicales, Brassicaceae.